GGCGCCACGACUCCUUCUACUGUUCCUCUUACUGUCUAUAUACAAAACCGGGCCUCUUCACUUUCUCUGAUUCUCAAAGAGUGACGGAGAUCGAGGGAGAAUUGAUGUUUCUUUAUAUGGAUUUGUUUGUUCCCCCUCUUUUUUUUUUAUUGACGCGUUAAAGAAGAUCCCUGCCACCUGAAGACUUUGAAAUUUCUACUUUAUCAGCGGGAAAUAAAUUUAAAGAGCUCUGUAACACCCGGGAAUAUUCAAAAGUAGAUCGUUGUAUCCAUGGUAACCGCAGAUUUCCAUAAACAACGUUCUGAGUUACUUUCAAUUCUCUGGAAAUGGGUAACGAAAAAGUGGAGCUGGUGACAAAGGUAAAGCCAGAAAAAAAACAAUCACUAGUUGAAAAAUAUGAUAUUUCCCUCGAGAAGCUAUCCUUCGAGUACAUAACAGAAUCCCGAAAUGUACGAGAAAUCGAGAGGAUGAUCUUGAUUCUCCGCUCUGGGGAGGAGGGCUUCUUCCCAGAGCUCCUCAAGCACGCGGAGGAUCGUCUUCGGAGUUUGAAACCAGAGAGUCAAGUGUUGCGAGUUGCUCAGCCAAUUUUAACUCCACAAAUGCUUGAUAAGGAGCAACGGGAGUCGUUGGAGAAAGCCAUGAGCCAGUGGAUGCGACAGAUGCAUCUCCGAGAGAAAGAUCUGGAGGACGGAAAAGCUCUGGAUUUGACUGACACAAUUCCUCAACCGGAAAUCCGAAAAAUUACUGACAGAUCGAAGAAAUCGAGGUCUGGAGAGCAGAGUAAAAACUCCCAGAGGAUAAAAUCCUGUGACUACUCCGCCUGGGACAAGUAUGACGUAGACACUGAGGUCAACAGGAUUGACCUGAGGUCAGAGCAGGAGGUGGUGAGGGCGAAGCAAGUCCAGAGGAAGAUGAGGGAGAAAAAGUUGGCGGAAAAGGAAGCGAUAAAUAAGCUGGCGUUGACAGGAACUGAGAUCACGGUUUUGGCCGAAAAGGAAAAGGAAAAGGGCAACGAGGCGUUCAGGGUUGGGGACUACGAAGAAGCCCUUCAGCAGUACAGCCUAAGUCUCGAGAUUAACGCGACAAUAAAUGGGUACAAUAAUCGCGCUAUCACGUAUAUUAAACUGAGAAAAUACCAGGAGGCGAUUGACGACUGCGACAGAGUCCUCAGUCUCGACUGCACUAAUGUCAAGGCUCUUCUCCGUCGAGCUUCCGCUUUGGAGAGUCUAGGGAGGAAAGAAGAGGCUCUGAGGGAAUUUUCAGCUGCAUUGAAAAUAGAACCGAAUAACAGGACUGCGAUGAUGGGCGUCAGGAAGUUGUCAGUUUAUGAAGGCCGCAAGAAGGUCAGGAUGACCAUUGAAGAGUUCAAUGAAAAUGAAGAGGGGAUUGAUGAGAAAAAAGUUGAAGACACCGAACCAUCAACUGCAUCUGCCUCUUCAGAACGAAUAAUUGAAGAAGUUGAAACAAGCCCUGAAGAGAAAUUUGUGGAAUCGAAAAUUUCCAAGUGUGAAGGAAAAGGAGUUAAAUUCCCGGAGGAGUCCAGACCCAUGAAGAAGAGCAACGAGGUUUGCUUCUGUGACAGAGCACCAGGAUCUUCAACAUAUCCAAAACCUCUGCCUCAUAGACGAGGGGAAUAUUGUGUUCCUGUUGCCAGAAAUGAAAUUAAUAAGCACCAGUCAAUUUUCACGUUCUCAACCUCUUGUUCCAAUUACCCUCAGCCCUCUGGAGUGGUCAUUGAGGAAAUCCCUAGUGAACCAUGCGGACAAAUCACAAAGAAAAUUACGAAAAACGGAGAAAAAAAAAUGGAAGAAGAUAGCAGCAGGACUCCUGACAAUUUCAGAUUCAAUGUUGAUACUCCGUACGAAUUUCUGUGCACCUGGGAGUCUCUAAAAAAUGAUUCUGAUUUGAAACUUCGUGCUGAGCUACUCAAGGCCAUCGGCUCCGAAAAUUUAGAGUCAUUAAUUGGAUCGAGGCUAGACGGAGAAAUGUUUAGCACAAUCCUUCGUUGUUUGGAGCGCCAUUUUUGUCAAGAAGAGAACUUGGAGUUUGUUGAUAAAUUUCUCAAAGCCCUGACCGACUUAAAACGUUUCUCCAUCAUCAAGUUGUUCAUGAGUUCACACGAUAAGCAAGCUGUAAAAACCAUAACGGACUUUUUGGAGGAACACCAAGUAGCCACCACCAGUCAUCUUCGUGCACAGUAUAUAACCUUCUAAUGAUUCUCAAGGAAAUGUUUGUUUUUAUCAUAUAUAACCAUUGUAAUACCAAAAUAAUGGA
This is a messenger RNA of Fopius arisanus, 2274 nucleotides long. It is a transcript of the gene Spag1, whose product is annotated as Spag1 axonemal dynein assembly factor. The transcript has 4 exons. The record is from RefSeq and is a predicted model, not a curated record. Gene Ontology annotation, cellular component: mitochondrion; cytosol. NCBI's taxonomy places the organism in Eukaryota, Metazoa, Arthropoda, Insecta, Hymenoptera, Braconidae. Bases 327 to 2213 code for a protein of 628 amino acids. Gene Ontology annotation, molecular function: heat shock protein binding.